CUCAGUCCGACAGUCACACUCUGCUGCUGCUCUGUGUGGAUGAAGGAACAUGACUCUCUCUCUCUCUCUCUCUCUCUCUCUCUCUAUCUGUGUCUCUGUUUGUGUGUGUCCGCUUCUGAAUAUUUACAAUAAUUACUUCUUUGAUUGAUUUAUUUCCGGAGCUCCGGAUCUCGACUGACCGAGGAGCAGCAGCCCUCCUCCGGCUGGACUCUGCGAUCACAGCGGUCCGGGCUUCACUCUGAAAAUGUCGAAGGGCACGCUGCGGGACCUGCAGCUCGCUCUGCAGCUGAAGAUCGAGGAGCUCCGUCAGAGAGACUCUCUGAUCGACGAGCUGGAGCUGGAGCUUGACACCAAAGACGAUCUGAUCCGACAACUGCAGGUGGAGCUGGACCGACACCGCAACGCCGCCACUCAGGCCCCCAACGCCAGCGAGGAGACGACCACGACAGGAGCAGCAGUUCAGCCUCCAGCGGCGCCCGAUGAACCUCAACGCACAAAGAGACAGGCCAUCUCUGCAGAGCCCACAGCGCUGGACCCCUCCACGCUCACCGAGGUCACACUCACCAGCUGCUGCAAGAGCAAAGAGUCCAGUGAUCUGAUCCAGAGAGCUCUGAUGGACAACGACUUCAUGAAACACCUGGAACAAGGACAGAUCCUCACCAUCAUGGACUGUAUGCACCCCACCUGUCUGGCCAAAGGCUGCUGUGUGAUCCAGGAGGGGGACGACGGCUCCAUGGUCUACGUCCUGGAGGGUAAGGGUCAACACAAAGGAGUCAGGGGCCUUCAGGGUAGGAGGCGCUGUACACCACGCUCGCUGCAGGUUUUAGGGUGCAGAACAGAACGAGAGCGCACACACAUAAAGCGGAGAGCGGUGUGUGGCGCCCUCACCGCGUCUGAUCUGAAACGGGCUUCAGGCAGAAUAAAGUGUGUUUAACACAGGUGAUGUUAGAAUGGUUCGUUUCAUGAAACCUGCUUCAGUGAAAACACGUUUCUGCAGCUUCAUCACUCAGCUGUUUCAUUCAACAUGAAACGUCCUGCAGACCCUGAACGCAUCGUCAUCUCCUCUUUUAUUCUUCAUUUC
This is a messenger RNA of Labrus bergylta (ballan wrasse), 1081 nucleotides long. NCBI's taxonomy places the organism in Eukaryota, Metazoa, Chordata, Actinopteri, Labriformes, Labridae. The record is from RefSeq and is a predicted model, not a curated record.